GGGAGGAGGGCGCUGCCGGCCGCCAGUCAGUCAGUCAGUCUGCGCGGCGCUGCGUGUAGCUGGCGGCGGGGCCGGGAUGUUCAGCUGGAUGGGGAAGCAGGCGGGCGGGCGAGAGCGGCCCGGCGGCGGCGGCGACGCGGUGCAAACGGUGACCGGGGGGCUGAAGGAGCUGUACACGCGGCGGCUGCAGCCGCUCGAGGACUAUUACCGCUUCCAGGACUUCCACUCGCCCACGCUGGAGGAGGCCGACUUCGACAACAAGCCCAUGGUGCUGCUGGUGGGGCAGUACAGCACGGGCAAGACCACCUUCAUCCGGUACUUAUUAGAACAGGACUUUCCAGGCAUGAGGAUCGGUCCAGAGCCUACCACAGAUUCUUUCAUUGCUGUGAUGUAUGGAGAUACAGAAGGGAGUACUCCUGGAAAUGCUUUGGUUGUGGACCCCAAGAAGCCAUUCCGUAAACUCAGCCGCUUUGGAAACGCUUUUCUGAACAGGUUCAUGUGUGCUCAGUUACCUAAUGAGGUUCUGAAGAGCAUCAGCAUCAUUGAUAGUCCUGGCAUUCUUUCAGGAGAGAAACAGCGCAUCAGUAGAGGCUAUGACUUCUGCCAGGUCCUCCAGUGGUUUGCUGAGCGGGUUGACCGCAUCAUCCUCCUCUUUGAUGCCCAUAAGCUGGAUAUUUCUGAUGAGUUCUCGGAGGCUAUUAAAUCAUUCCGUGGCCAGGAUGACAAGAUUCGAGUGGUGCUGAACAAGGCUGACCAGGUGGACACCCAGCAGUUGAUGAGGGUCUAUGGUGCACUCAUGUGGUCCCUGGGAAAGGUGAUUAACACUCCAGAGGUGUUGCGAGUCUACAUUGGUUCUUUUUGGGCCCAGCCUCUACAAAACACAGAGAACCGCAGGCUCUUUGAGGUGGAAGCCCAGGAUCUCUUCCGAGACAUUCAGAGUCUCCCACAGAAGGCAGCUGUGCGGAAACUCAAUGAUCUCAUCAAGAGGGCAAGACUUGCAAAGGUUCAUGCUUAUAUUAUCAGCCAUCUAAAGAAGGAAAUGCCAUCUGUAUUUGGAAAAGAGAACAAGAAGAGGGAGCUGAUCAGCAGUUUACCUGAAAUCUAUGUCCAACUGCAACGAGAGCACCAUAUCUCACCUGGGGACUUCCCAGAGGUCAAGAAAAUGCAGGAACAGCUGGAGACCUAUGACUUCUCUAAAUUUCAUUCUCUGAAACCAAAGCUUAUUGAAGCUGUGGAUAACAUGUUGGCCAAUAAAAUCGCCUCUUUGAUGAGCCUGAUGAACCAGGAAGAAAGUAACAUGCCUACACCAAUGGUGCAUGGUGGAGCCUUUGAUGGCACCACAACCGGACCCUUUGGCCAGGGAUAUGGGGAAGGUGCCAGGGAAGGAGCUGAUGAGGAGGAGUGGGUUAUUGCCAAAGAUAAACCUGUAUAUGAUGAGAUCUUCUAUACUCUGUCACCAAUCAACGGCAAAAUCUCUGGGGUCAAUGCAAAGAAGGAAAUGGUGAACUCCAAACUGCCAAACAGUGUCCUGGGGAAAAUCUGGAAACUUGCAGAUUGUGAUAAUGACGGCAUGUUGGACGAGGAGGAGUUUGCACUGGCAAAACAUCUCAUCAAGAUUAAACUGGAUGGGUAUGAACUGCCCAGCAUCCUACCACCUCACUUGGUGCCACCAUCACACAGGAAACCUUUGCAAGUGUCAGAGUGAAAAACACAGGGAGGAGAUUAAGUGAGGGAUGGAGGGAACUGAAAGCCCUCUGAAUCUUUUUACAGAUAAAUUGAGCCAUCAAGGCUUGAAAUUGGGUUUAGAGGCAAUCUUUAAAUCACAUAUCAGAUUUCAAACAAAUUACUGGAACCAGCACCAUAGUACAGAGGUUACUUGUGUAAUAGCUCUGGCUGACCUUCACUGAGACAGGUUUAUCACAAGUGCCUUUUGUAAAUACUUCCACACCUUACAUUGCUAAGAUAGCAAGGCUUUCUUUGAGAAUCACACUGUCCAUGUCUCAACCAAAAAGCAGAAAAUACAUAGACCACACCUACAAUCAUGUACUAAACAUGAAUACCUAGGAAACACAAAGCUCCCCAGACUCUUUAGCAAGUGGAAGGAAACGCUAACGCUCUAGAAGGCAUAGAUUUGUUUAAUAAAGAUACUUUAGGUGCCUUUGUGAAUGUCAGCAUCCCUAGCUUUAGAAAAGACAGAAAUACAAAGAACACUGCCUUCAUAUUCUGCUGUUGAUUUUAAUAAUAUUAACUUGUGGUAGGGAAGGGGGACAUGGGUAGAACCUUUUGUAAGAAUGUUCAGGACAUGAGCAGAAAGAUAAGAAUUUUUACGAGAGGCUAUUUUUUAAAAUCUGCAAUUUAUUAAAACUGUUUAAAUCUGUCAGCUGUGCAUUGUGGUAAAUGGAAGAAAUGCUUCUUUUUGCUUUGUGCAUAAAAUAAUGUGCAACUGACCCAUCAGCUAAAAAGAUUUGGAUCCCCACUGUGUUGGGGAUGGGAAUUUCAAGAUUUCUGUUUAGCUGCUUUGCACAUUGUUUGGUAUAAAUUCCUGAACUUUUCCAGUUAUAGCACUGUUUGGUCCUGGUUCUUGGAAGCAUGGGAAUUCACGUGUUUUAGCAGAAACAGAGGCCUUGUUUUGAAUAAUGAGAGAAGGGUGUAUUGCAUUAAACUUCUUUUCAGGAUAUUCAGUGUGCAUAUUCAGUUGGCUUGAUAAAUUCUCUUGGGAUUUACACUCAAAGUUUACAACCAAUUAUAUGGAUAUUCUUACGUCCAAGUAUUCUUUUUAGUUUUUUAUUUCAGCAGAAUUUUGAAUUCUUUCCUUUGUUAAUAGGAAGCUGGCAAAUGUAGAAAAGAUGUUCCACUCCUACUGUAGCAUCAUCUUCAGAAGGUAGGCCACUAAGGGGCCAACCCAACUUCCACUGAAGUUAAUGGGAGUCUUUCCACUGACUUUCACAAAAGCUGGAUUGGUCCCUUAAAGCAUUGUUAAUUUAUUAAAGAAACAUUUGGGAGGGACAGAAGUGCACCAACACUUCACUUCACCAUCCUUCCCAGUUGUACAAUCAAAGAAAAUUGAUCAUGUGAGCUACGCACAACUGAUUCUAACAUCCCUAUUCUCAGUGCUCCAGAGGAAGGUGAUUCUCCAUCCCCAUUAAUUUUAAUAUGCUUUUUCUUUUUGUGCGGAGAGUGGGGAAUAGAACAACAAUUCCUUUCUGACACCAAACUUGGCAGUUAGUUUAGUUAUGUGCAUGUGAGUGAGAAUCACUUUGUAAUCCAUAUAGCAUAAAAUACUAUAGGUAUCAAAAGUACUGUAACUUUGAGCACUUUUUCCCCUUGAAUCCAAGUAAGGUGGUGUAACAGGGUUCCACGUCCCAUCCCUCUUCCUGGGGCCCGCUUGCUGCCCCCAAUAAGGCUCAGAGAGGCGUUAUUUAAAUAAGGUUCUCCCACCACCAGUGUCUGUCUAUAUACAAGUCUUGCAGGAUUAGUCACCUCCUUUACAGGCAGAGGCAGCCUUCAGCUACGAGGCCUCCAGUUCCCUCCCUGGCUGCUCUCCACCUUCUGGCUCCCUCCCAGCCUUUAUAGCUCUUGGCUUGUCAGGCCAGCAAGUGUUACCAAUCCUCAGGCCGGCAUCAGGCUUUUUCCAUCAGCCCCAAUCUGUUUCCCCUGAUUGGAGCUGACUGGGCAGGGGCUAAUUAGGUGCUUUUGACCAGCACCCUGCUACAUACCUCCCUCCUUAAGCCGAUGCCAGGCCUGAUCUUCCUCAGCCCCGCUUUCCUCGGCCUGGGGUUUUAUUCUGGGGGUGGCCUCCCUGCCCAGUGGGGUGGUCCCUGGUCUCAACACUGGGGGGGGUUUGGCAUGCCCCACCCCAAAAGGUGCAUUGGGUAGGGGGUGGGCCACUCCACAAGUCCAGCUCCACCCAGAGGUCAUCACACACACCCUUGGGCAGGUCGCCCUGGAUGCCCUCUUUCCUUCCCUGGUGGGGGAGAUGGAUCAGAGCCAACUGCCCCGAGUCUGCCCCCUGUCUCCGGUUUGGGCUCUCUGCCUCUUGGAGUUUGGACCUCCCUCUUUUGGGUUUCUACCCUCUGAUCUUUCUUUAGCUUCUCUGUCUCUAUCACGGGGAUUCCCUCCCCUGGGUGAUCCCAUCCUGGAACAUUUGUUCCUUCAUCAGUCCCUCCCUUAGGGUCUCUAUCCUGACUGUGUUGUCUAGGAUUCGUAGCUUUUUCCCCUUGAGAUUGUGAGGACUCCCCUUUCCCAGGGUCCACCCCUGUAGGGGACUGGCCCCCUCCCUCCAGGUCCUUCUCUCUCGCUUUCUCUGUUUGUCUCCUUCCCGGCUUCCCAGUGGGAUGCUCAUGGGGUUUCUUGCAUCCGUCUGUCUCUCCCCUGAGGGAGCAGCGGACCCUGUGAAAGUCUGCUUCUGCAUAUUCCUCCAUCCUUUUGACGGCGGCUUCUACGGUGGCAUGCUAUCUGGGAGGCACUGUACAAAUUGUUCGAGGAUCACCUGAUCCAUAACUUGCCCCAUUGUUUGGGCGUCGGGCCUCAACCACCGUGUCGCCCAGUCAAUCUCUGGGCAAAGGCCCAGGGCCGCACGCCCCCCGCCUACAGGGCUGCCCGAAACCUUUGCCAGUAUUUCUCCAAUGAAAGCCUCAGGCGAUCCAAGAUGGCUGCCUUCACCGUAUCAUAGUCUCUAGCCUGGGCAUCUGUCAGGGCCAUAUAUGCUGCUUGUGCCUCCUCAGCAAGAUAGGUGCUAGCCGCAGGGCCCAGGUUGUCCUGUCCCAUCCUGCGCCCAGGGCCACCCUGCUUUUGCACCAGCACCCUGCUAACAGUUGGAUUCUGGAAGUAUCUUCUGGGACAGAACAAUCUAAAGAGUGAUUGACUAACCUCUUGAGUGAAGGAGGGAGAAUUUCUUGAGAGUAACUAAGUAAGCAAAUUAAUUUAUUCAUGUCUGAAUAGCAAUGACAUUAUAGCAGAACUUUCAGUAGCCUUUAUGGUUCAUUGCUAACUUUGAGCACUUUGCAUAUGACCUUCCAGUGAUGUGUUGUACAGCCUCCCUCCAUCUCCUCACCAGUUCCCUAUUUCCUGAGUAUAGUUGGUUUUAAAUUUAUAAUUUUCAGGAAUGUCCAUGUGUUAAGUACUUAAAUGCUCUAAGAAGAUCCUCCCCUACAUAGCUUUUUUUUCUCAAGCUUGUAUAAAUUCAAGCUCUUCAACUUAGCCACUUACUUCAGAUAUUUCAAUACUUUUGAUCAAUCUAGUAGCUCUUCCAUAUGCCUUCUACAGAAUUCAUGCAUCCCUGGGCAGACAGACCAAAUCUUAGACAUGGGUCCUUGAUUGCAACUUCACCAUGAGUUUGUAUUGCACAACAGUACACCCUCCACUGGAUUGUUUUUAAUCAUUUGAUGUAGCUUAGUAUUGUUAUUCUUUGCUAUAGUUUAACAGUGUGUUCACAUCUUUACUACAGCUAACAUGUAAUUUGAAGACUAAAGACAUACACAAUAUAAAAAACUCACCAAAUGGAAGCAAAAUUGUAAUCCAUCUUUAUGCAUAACUCUAGCUUAUAGCUAUAGUAAGGUCUUAUGGUAUAUAUACCAAUAGAUAUUUAUCCAUUCUUAUAUCUGUGUGCUAAUUGUAAGUAUUCCAUUAGAAGGUUCUUUAUUAAGUUGAUUUAGAACCCUUAAGAUAUUUCAAAGAACUGAUCUAAUUUAUUCACAAACGAAUGAGAUGCUUUUUUGUAAUCAACUGUUAGGUAUAUUACCUUCACUCAGUGUAAUAAGUGAGAGAGGGCUGUCUAUCUACCAUCUCUUCAAUAGCAUCCACUUGACUGUUUGAUACUGCUAGUAUUUUUUUGUUAAAUGAAUCAGACAUCUCAAAUCUCUUAGCAUAUCUGUGUAAAACUGAAAAGUAGUACUUCAGGGUCUCAGGUUAAUUUACAACCAAGAUGUUAAAUCCAUACACACACUAUUUCAUUAGCUUGUGGUUAUACCCAGCGAUUAGAACUGAGUACCUAAUUCAAAGCAACUCUUCCAACAGUAAUUAGAUACAUGUUUGUUGAUAUUGAAAUCUUACUAUUGGUUUUUGGCUAGAGACAAACCCACUUCUGCAUCAAUUCAGCCAUAAGGUUAUUUGUUGUCAGUGCAUAAGCUCAGACAUCUUUGCCCCAGAGUCCAUCUAAUGCAUUGGUGUUUGGAGAGGAAGUUCAUUCUUCUUGACUGUAGCAAAAACAGUCUGAAAGCUCUCCAGUGAGCUUGUAAGAUCUUAUAUAAGCAUAGUGUGUUACCAGAAAUCUCUGCCAGAAGUCUCUAAUGUGUAUUCUGCCAAUGUGCUGGCUGUACUUUCAUCUGCCCCAGGUUCUAUAUUCUCUGAGGCUUUCACAUUAACACUAGCCAACCAGUGUUCUGAAAUAUGCUUGCUGAUAUGUUAAAUAUAAUAUUGAAUCCACUACUCCAGCUACGGUCAUUUCUAAGGUUGUGGAAACAGAGGGCGGAAGGGAAUGGAAAUUUUCUCAGUAUUGCCAUGGUCGUACACCAUUAGCUUGGUAACCAUUUUACCAAGGCUGAAUAUUUCACGUGUGUCUAUAAUAAAUAAAAUAAUAAUUGGAGAUAUACCAAUCUCCUAGAACUGGAAGGGACCUUGAGAGGUCAUUGAGUCCAGCCCCCUGCCUUCACUAGCAGGACCAAGUACUGAUUUUUGCCCCAGAUCGCUAGGUGGCCCCCUCAAGGAUUGAACUCACAACCCUGGGUUUAGCAGGCCAGUGCUCAAACCACUGAGCUAUCCCUCCCCCCCUACUGUCUUUGGUUCUCUGUAUUAUUUCUAAUUGCUUUGAAGGUCUGUGUAAAGUUGCAUUCAGUUUUUCAGCCGAAUUAAAAUUUUUCAGGGAUCUUGGCACGUCUUCCAUCAAGUAGGUUUUUGCGUUUACCUGUCCCCAAAGUCUCCAGUUGGAGAUGCUCAGGUAUUCUGCUUUGUUCAUGAUUCUCUUUUACCUUUUCUUUGCUGCUGACUCUUAAUGCUUUGAAAAAAAAAUUCUCCAGUUUCCUUUUGAUAUUUUUGAUAUUUUUGUGUGCCCUCUGCCUUGUCUCUCAUGGUGUACAUGAGAAAUGUAUACUUGAUGUUACUUAAUUUUGUUGACAAACCCUGAGACAACAAAAAGCUGUUCAAAACUGUUUAUGUUGGCUAUGCUAAUGAUCAGAAAAAUUAAAUUACUGGAGCAUGUAUAGGGGAAUAAGUCCAUUGUCCUGAAGGGGGGCAAUGAUUUCUGUUCCUUUUAGCCUGUGUUUUAUUCCCUGCUACUUCUGUGUCACCAAGGCAACUUGUUGAUUUCCUCAAAGCUACUGUAUAAAUGACCCUUUGCAUUUCUGGGCCCCUUAAAGCUGCCCUAUUUUUGGCCUGAAGCCUGCUUUCUUAGCCAAGCUUCCUCUUUACUUAUCCUCCUGAAGGAAACAGUUUAUUUUUCUUUUCCUGUCUGCUUUUCCUUGGUUGUUUCCUCUUUGAGCUGAUCAUACCCUUACACACAUUGUCCAAGCACUUAGUGCUCGCUCUCUCCUCUUUCAGCUCAGCUGAGGCAGGACAGCAUGUUUUUAGGGUUCCUCCAGUGUUUGUGGGACGUGAGAUGGAAAACAAACUCUUCCCUUACUGAAGAGGAGCUUCACUUCUUCCUUUCCCAUUUAUCUCAGUUCCCUGCAUGUGGGAAGCAGCCACUUCUGAUACUGUCGUGUCACAUAGGGUGCAGUCAGGGGAAAGAAGUAUAAAGAGGCAUGUUUGGUAGCAAGAGAUAGAGUUGCUUUUGGUAGCAAGAGAUAGAGUUGUCUAUUAAUGACAUGAUUUGCACUACUUCCAGGUUUAAUGGGGUUUUCAGUAGUGAAGUCCCUUCCAGCACAAAGUCAGUGGGAGUUUUGCCUGAGUAUGGACUGCAGGAUUUGGUCCAUGGUUUUUUUUCAUGAACAGAGUUGUAGAUUGUACAUUCCUUUUAAGGCAAGAAUGAUACCAAAGGCAAGGGAAACUGAUACAAUAAUAAAGAACAGGAGUACUUCUGGCACCUUAGAGACUAGCAAAUUUAUUUGCGCAUAAGCUUUCGUGAGCUUAUGCUCAAAUAAAUUUGUUAGUCUCUAAGGUGCCACAAGUACUCCUGUUCUUUUUGUGGAUACAGACUAACACAGCUGCUAUUCUGAAACCUGUCAUGAUACAAGAAUAUCUUUCUUAAAAUCUGCUGGUCCAGACUUCAACUUAAACUAAUGCCUUCUCCCAUCCUAGAUGUGAAGUUGUGCUUUGAGAAGGAACUACCUGAGCGUUACCUGGAUUCUGCUCUGUGUGAAAUCAAUGGAGCCAUUUUAGAUGGUGACAGAAAGGUAACACUGCUUUACCCAGCCAGGCUUUCUGGCCCUUGUAUCAAGGGUUCCCUGCUCUAGUUAAUUAUUCUUGAACACUCAGUCUGUUUUUCAUUACUCUUCCUUCCUUAAUACAGUUUAGUCACCACCACCGCCAACCCCUCCCGAAACCCCAAACCAGUUAAGGGCAAAAUUCAGUCCUUAUGCAUCUCCAUUAACUUCAGUGGGGUUUUGCCCAUUUAUGUCAGGGAUGAAUCUAGCCCUGGUUCUGUACAAAAGCCUUGUUCUGUUUAAUAGUGACACUGAUCCUCUAUGUAAUUUAUGCUGCAGGUUAUAAAAUCACUUUUUUCGCAUAUAAUAUUGUUUUGUUUAACAGAAAUUGAGACUUUAGAAGCAAUUGUACUAAAGUGAAUGUGUUACAUUUGUCUGAUAUCUGCAGUCAGGCAACUGCACAUCCUAGCACCUUCCCUGAGUAUCUUGACUAGGGAGAUUCACUUGGGGGAAAUGGGAAGAAUCUUUUACUGCAGUCUACUGCAGCGUAGGAGGAAAAUAGGAUCUGGGUAUCUGCUGAUCCUCCAGCCCUACACCUGCCUUACCACUGACCUUUCUGUAUACAGAUACUCAGGGGCUCCAUAGUGGACCUGGACUGCGAAUUACCACUAUGUGUAGCCUCCAAAUCUUGACUCCUUCUGACACAAUGGAACCAUAAUUGUUCCACUGCUUUGGGACCUUCCCUACCUGCUGAAGAGGAGAGCAGGAUUUGUCCCUCAGUGACUUGCUGUCAUUCAUUUUAUCUUUCUAGUUUUGGUAGUGAAAAGGUGGUGGCACAACCUUCUUUCCACUCCUGUGUGUGUAGGCUACCACUUCGUGGCACUUUCAACAUGGGUAAUGAAUAGAGCCGGUCAAACUUUCAGAUGAAACGUUGAUUUUGCCCAAGUUUUUUAUUUUGAAACAAUCAAAAUGCUUUAUUUUGAUAAAGUCAAAACAUCUCAUUUUAACUGUUCCAUUUCAACUUUUUUGUUUGAUUUUUAUUUAUGUAAUCAUUUUUAAUAGAAAAUAACUGCCAAAGCAAUGCAGACAAAAGAACCAAGAAAUGUGGACUAUGUUGUGAGAUCAAUAUCCUGCAGUAUCUGCAUCUAAAAAGUUAUAGUCCAGCAACUUGUGAAGCCAUCAAAAGCAUCUCCCUACCCUUCCACCCCACAUAUCCUUUGCCGUUCUUUUAAAAGAAUUACGACACUGUUGGGGAAGAGUGGAAAGGGGAAGAAGGAUACAAGAGAGGGAAUUUUGACAGCAAGAAAUGUGGAACCUGAGCUUCAAUGUUCUUUGCCAUUACUAGAGAACUGACUGAAAUCUGGAAUUUCCAUUUCAUGGCAAAUGCUGCAAUUCCAAAAUUUCCUUUUCUUCCAAAUUCAGAAUUUCCUGCAGAAAGGAAUAUUUAAAAAAAAUAUUUUCACCAUAUAAUUUCAAAAAAGUCAACAUUUUUCAUUUCAAUGAAGUAAAAAAUGUUGAAAAAUCCUAAAUGAAACGUGUUUUCUGAUUAGUUGCUGGGAACUAUAUUACAUCAUCAGCACCACCAACACUCAGUUUGACAUUUAUUAUUAUUAUUGUGCUCAGGAAAGACCCAGGUCUGGGGUCUUGUCUAUACUAGAAAGAGUUUGCCAAGCCUCACUCCAUACACCCAGAACCCUCCUAACAUUCCAUACCUGAACCCCACCCCACUGAACCUCAACCCCUGCAUCUGGAGCUCCCCUGCACUCAGACCCCCUGCUUCCGGACCCCUAUCCCCGCACCCCAGAACACCCCCCACUGAGCUCCCUGCAUUCAAACCCCCACCCUCUGCACCACCCUGAGCCCCCCAUAUCCAGACACCCACACCACUGAUCCUCAACUAGCUGCAAGUCCUAAAUGAGUGACAGACCCCCACCCCACCAAGCCAAACUCCCCCAGCACCCAGACCCCUCCGCUGAACCCCAACCACAUUCACCUGGAAGCCCCUUCAGAGUCCCAUUGCACCUGAAACCGCCCCACCCCCAAACAAGCCUCUGUGCAUCCAGAUCCUGCAACACCUAGACACACACACGCAUCACUGAGCUGCCUGCACCCAGAUUGUCUCACACAUAACCCUUUCAUCCCACACCUGGAUCCCCCACACUGAGCCCCUUCACACUUGGAUCCUCCCUGGUUGAGCCUGCCUGUCCCACAUCUGGAAGGCCCUUAUAUGUCCACAUCCAGUGUACAACAUGUCUUUUUGGUGCAAGGCAUGGAAACUUAUACAGAACCUGCUCUUCAUAUGCCUGUCUCAAGCGAGUGAUAUUAUUAAUCCCUCACAUUUAUCAACUUACCUACAACACUUAAAAAUGCAUAUCUUUUCUAACAAUAUGCUGUUUCUACAGUUUGAUAGUUUGUCAUUUUAAUUCAAUCAAAAGAGUUUAGGACAUAUUUUCUGUUUUGUGUGUGUAAUUUCCUGAGCACUGAGAACAUGCCACUUUGCAUUUUCUGUUUUACACAAUCACCUGUCCUUGUGCCAUUGUAAAAUAUUUAAAGUUCAUACCAAAGGUAUUGUCUCUCAUUUUUAAGGAAAUGUUUAAUAGCAAUUUCUUGGUGCAUAUUCCAGUCUGUACAAGUAAGGAAAUUAGGGCAUACAUUCAUUGAUGUUUGUACUUUGGCUACAUGCACAAUAAAUUCCAUACAGAUACUGUAAUGUGUAUAUAUAUUUUAAUAUGCUUUGUAAUCACUUUCAGGUGGUUGUGAUAAAACUUGCUGAUUAAUAAACUGUUAAACUACCUAUUCUUUGGGGUUUGUAAAACUUUGUUUCUCAGAGGAAAAACAAUUAGAGGAGGAAGUUUGGUCUAGUCAUUUAGAUCAUAUACCCCUAAAUUACUACUUCCUUCUGUGCUACAGAAUACUCUAGUCUAUGACUCAGGAGUCCCAGCGCUACCGUUA
Messenger RNA from Mauremys mutica (yellowpond turtle), 11249 nucleotides. It is a transcript of the gene EHD4, whose product is annotated as EH domain containing 4. Gene Ontology annotation, cellular component: plasma membrane; cytoplasm. NCBI's taxonomy places the organism in Eukaryota, Metazoa, Chordata, Testudines, Geoemydidae. The coding region runs from base 77 to 1705 and encodes 542 amino acids. The record is from RefSeq and is a predicted model, not a curated record. Gene Ontology annotation, biological process: endosomal transport; endocytosis. Gene Ontology annotation, molecular function: GTP binding; calcium ion binding; protein binding. The transcript has 6 exons.